AUGUCAACUUCCGAUCAGCACAUGAUGGACAUCGACGAGCUAACAGUAGCAAUGGGCAACACCGAGGUAAACCCCCAAGGCCCGACGGGCGAGCUGAAUCGUCUAGCGGAGCUGCUAGCCGACUCACGGCUCUCAGAUGCAAAGACCGGAGCGCGAGGCGAGGAAGUCUUCUUCCCCCCGGGGACCACAGAUGACGAACAAUUGCUCAUCCUAGCCGGUGCGCAGGACUGGCACCUCGACCGCUCGAGCCCAGAGUAUCCAGCCGUCGAGCUCCCUCCCACACCUCCCGAGUUCGGCCCUCUUCCGCCCUCCCCCACCACUGCUUCCUCCGCCUCAGUACUCCCGUACUCCGACCGCAGUGUCCAAGCGCACAUGGGGCACCACCUUAUCUCCCUCGCCGAAACCGAGCACUGGGCCAAGAUCCGCGAAGCCGUCAAAGCGAAGUACGCCUGGUUUCUCGACAUGGCGUACGACGGCCUGCACGACGCCGAGCUGCCUGAUAAUCCGCACGAGCUGGCUGAGCUGUGCAAUUGGAUGGCCGACGAAGUAUACAAGAAGCACGUUAUGCUGGGUAAGAAGCCGGUGUUCGCGCCCGCGGAUCAUGUGUUCUACCCGUGCUGGGUGGCGGAGCAUCCGAGUAAUGAGGUUAUUCAGAAGGCGAAGCUGGAGCUGGAGGAGAUGCAGAGGAGGCGGUAUGAGCGGCUGGAUGAUUUGAUGCGCGCGAGGCGGUAG
Messenger RNA from Trematosphaeria pertusa, 732 nucleotides. RefSeq lists its product as uncharacterized. NCBI's taxonomy places the organism in Eukaryota, Fungi, Ascomycota, Dothideomycetes, Pleosporales, Trematosphaeriaceae. The coding region runs from base 1 to 732 and encodes 243 amino acids. The transcript has a single exon. The record is from RefSeq and is a predicted model, not a curated record.